AUGGCGGACGAGGAGUUAACUGAUAUCAUGAUCGAUGAGCUUGAUGAUGAUCAGGAAAACAACUCGGAGGUCUCGAAUGAAGAUUACAUUAGUCAGUUCAUUUCCGAAUGUCAUAAUGCAUACGACUAUUAUGGUGAAUCCGACGCGGAGACAGGCCUUAACGACGAAUCAUUAGAUGCACCUGAUUCUGGGGAGUCCCAGUCGUCGGUCAUCAUGAGUGAGGUGACACAAGAUGAUGGGGCAAAGAAUGUCCAAGAUACUUCCAGUGCAGAUGAUAAGAGGGAUAUGUUCAUGCAGAUAAUGAAAAUGACCUUUACGUCUCAUGAUGCUGCGUAUGAUUUCUACAACAUCUAUGCUAGAGAUAAUGGUUUCAGCAUUAGAAAGAAUAAGGUCAGACAAGGGAAACGUGACAGCAAGUUGCUAACCGAGGAAGGACACAGCCGUAGGCUCAGAGCCGAGACACACUGCUUUUGCGAAGCGCACCUGACCGUCAAGCUUGACCAAAAGCGUGGGGUUUGGUAUGUUAAAAGUUUUGAGGACAAGCAUAGCCAUAUGUUGGCAGGACCGGACGAGGUACCUUUUCUUUGGUCACAUAAAAAAAUCAAAGAGUACCAGAAGCAUGAGAUAAUGUCCAUGGGAGCUACAGGGAUUAGAAUUCACGACAUGAUGGAUUUCUUCAUCAGCAAACAUGUAUGGUACAACGGUGUUGGUUUUACCAGGCGUGAAAUAUACAUCCUUUGCGCCAAGAAGAGGAAGCUGCUUUCAAAAGGUGAUGCUGGCACAGCCAUAGGCAUCAUGGCCAGUAGGAAACAGAGGGAUCCUAGCUUCUUUUUCGAGUACAAGCUAGAUAAGGAAGGACAUUUGAAUAGGAUGUUCCGGUGCGACUCCCAGUCUCGUCAUGACUAUGAGGACUUCGACGACGUGCUUGUAGUUGACAGCACGACAAGAUGA
Aegilops tauschii subsp. strangulata is the source of this 951-nucleotide messenger RNA. The record is from RefSeq and is a predicted model, not a curated record. NCBI's taxonomy places the organism in Eukaryota, Viridiplantae, Streptophyta, Magnoliopsida, Poales, Poaceae.